Botrytis cinerea B05.10 is the source of this 3202-nucleotide messenger RNA. RefSeq lists its product as hypothetical. Gene Ontology annotation, biological process: regulation of transcription by RNA polymerase II. Bases 569 to 2758 code for a protein of 729 amino acids. The record is from RefSeq and is a predicted model, not a curated record. Gene Ontology annotation, molecular function: RNA polymerase II cis-regulatory region sequence-specific DNA binding; DNA-binding transcription factor activity, RNA polymerase II-specific. NCBI's taxonomy places the organism in Eukaryota, Fungi, Ascomycota, Leotiomycetes, Helotiales, Sclerotiniaceae. Gene Ontology annotation, cellular component: nucleus. The transcript is spliced from 2 exons.
GAGCUAUAACACCACGCACAUACACACACACAUACACAUACACAUACACAUACAUACACACACGCAUACUCAUACUCACACCCACACCCACAUUACCCUCGUUUGAUUUGCUUUGCUUCAACCCAAGCCAAAUUCUCUCUCUUCAUCCGAUACCUCAUACCUCAUACCUCAUACCUCAUACCUCAUACCUCAUACCUCAUACCUCAUACCUCAUACCUCAUACCUCAUACCUCAUACAUCACCCCUCGUCCCUCACACCUCUCACACCUCUCACACCUCUCACACCGCACCACAAACUACAAUCUACGUUUGACCCCACGGUAAAUCUUUCCAUUUACCCUGUUAAGGUCCGCUUUGGUCAAACGGUUGGAUAGAAACAAAGAUCGCAGGUUGGCUCAAACGGCACUCCGAGACUCCAAUCAUAUUCUCUAGAUCUAUCUACUUUUCGCUCUUGGGGCAAUACCUCGACUCUUCUUUCCUUCUUUCCUCUUUCCUUCUUGCCUUCGUCGUGCGCACUCUACCACCAUACAAGUCGCAUGCAAAGCAGGUAUCCGUGAAGCUUGCAACCAUGGACCGAUCUCCUCCGGAUCAAGAGCCUACCCUCAAGCAAUUCCAAAACAUGCCGUACAACGAGUACAGCCAACAAUAUUUCCCUAUGCAGCAACCUGGUGCGAUGAACUUUCCUCUGAAUCCGCAUUACGCCGUCCCGAUGUCAACUCCUGCUCAAUCAUAUAAUCAUGGUGGGAUGGCUCAAGAUGAGGUUUGGAAAACUCAAGACUUUGCGCAGCAGUUAAAUUUACCAUCGCAAUCAUACCAACCUUACAUUUACCAUCAAACAAUGGAUCUGUCGCAUCAAUUCUCUACUCUGCAGAAUAUCAAUCAAGGAUAUUCGAAUUUGAGAUCCGGCGCCCACUCACUUCCAAAUUACACAGAGCAGUCGCCCAGAAAGCGCCAGAGAGUUAGUGAAGUGCCUACUACAAACCAGUUCGUGCAUUCGAUAUCAAAAGCACCUGAAGUCGAUACAACUAGCGAAUGUUGCAGUUCUUGCCCAAGUGGUUCGUUGUGUGCCGAGUCAGACUGUGGUGAAAAUGAUGUUGUUGUUGCUUGCACCUCUCAGGAGUGCGAACAGCCCGUCUGCACUUCCCCAGAGUGUGAACAGCCUGUCUAUACAGAGCCGUGCACUAAAGAUGGCGCUCUUAGCAGAAGAUGUUCAGUUGUUGAAGAUAAUGUACCUUCUGAUAGAAUGUAUCAAAAUUGGGAUAACUUUCCUGCAAUCAUGCCAACAGAGCAGCAACGACCCUCCAGAAUUCAAUCUCUUGCGCCGUCGACAUUGCGAAACAACCAAGCUCCACAAGAUAUAUCACCUUCUCCUGUACCAACUACACCAUCUCUAGUCAUGAAUAUGGAAACGCCUUACUCAGAUAUAACAUCCUUACAAACACCUGGACUUCCUAUGCAGCAGCUGACAGACAAUAUGUCUGGUUCCUCGCUCAAUGGUACUGGAAUGCGUUUCGGUGAUGGGUUGGAGAUGUUCAGUUGUAACUGGUUGGACUGUGGGCAGCCAAUGCAUGAUCAAUUUGAAUGGCAUAGGCAUUUUCACCAGGAACACAUUGAUCCGCAAUUUACAUUCAAUUGUCCGAUGCCUUCUACAUCUUGUCAAGCACCACUCAAUUCGAAUCCUUUAGAUCACUUACAAAUAAAUCAUGGCUUUACAUUCGAGGAGACUAUCAACGGGUUUCAAUGUCCUGCUCCAGGAUGUCCUACCGAAGAGAUGUACUGCGAUCCUUCAAUGCUUCACAAUCAUAUUGAUCAAAUGCACGCCAUACCCUUACAAGGACAACUUCAGUGUCAAGUUGAUUCUUGCAACACUUUGUAUCAAGAUCCAAAUCAAUUCUUCAAUCAUUUGAACCAUGAUCACAAUUUACCUAUUCCAAUGACCCCUGUCGAAGAGAUUGAUCUUUCAAGUAUACCUGUGUCAGUAGAGGCAAAAGCGGAAGAAAAGAUGAAAGAAGAGAUUGCUUCGGUAGCAAAGAACAAUGAACCAGAAUUAACUAAUCAUUUAUCCUGCAAGUGGGCAGCUGAUGGUCAUAUUUGCGGUCAAGUGUUUACUUCAGAAAAUGAUCUUCAAACUCAUGUCAAGGAAGCUCACUUAUCUAUCUUGAACAAGACUUCCGGUUACUUUUGUAAAUGGCAAGGUUGUUCUCGAAAAGCAAAAAUGGGUGAUAAGGAAGGAUUCUCUCAGAGAGGAAAACUUGAAAGACACAUGGCGAGUCACACAGGAUUCAAAGAAUGUACGUGCGACUUUCCAGGAUGCGGAAAAACAUUUGCUGCAGCACAAUCCUUAAAACAACACUACCGUCUUCACACUGGUGAAAAGCCUUGGAAAUGUAGAUAUUGCCCUAAAUCAUUUCCUCAACAAAGCGCAUGCACAGUCCACGAGCGUAUACAUACCCAUGAAAAACCACUCGAAUGUUCUAUUUGCAAAAAGACUUUUAGCGAAUCAUCCAAUUUGGCGAAACACAGAAAGACACAUGGGGAGAGAGGUCAUUAUGAAUGUCCAGAUUGUCCCAAGACUUUCCAUCGGUUGGAUCAGUUGAAGAGACAUGCGGAGAUGCAUGAGAGAAAGAAGAAGAAGGCUGGAGAGGGAAGUAGUGGAGGCGGUAGGGAGGGGGAGGAGGGAAAGAGUGAAGUUACAGAGAGUUUGGCGGGGGAUAGUUUUGAUGGGCGUAGUAGUAGGGAUAUGGAGCAAGAUGAUUAGGAUUAGGGAUGGUAUGAGCGGAUGAGGAUGGUGGGGAAUGGGUCAUGGGGAAUGGAGCUUUUGUGGUGAUUACUGUAAUGAUUUUACGAAGAACAAAGAUUAUGAUUUACGAAUCAUGAAUCAUGGAGCAUUGAGCAGGGUACAAAUGGAUACUGGCGAGCGAGGUGGUGCGAUGGAUUAUCAUGCCAGCGAUGCAUAGUUUGCGAAGUAGAUAUGGGUGGAUAUCAGAGUUUGAACAUACCUAGUACAUAAAUGCGAAUGGGUGGCUGGAAAUUGAGGAAAAUCAAGGGCUUACACGGAUGGAUGGGUGGAUGGAUUAUAUGAAUGGCAGCGCGGGACAGUGGGUGGGAGAGAGGAACGGGAUGAAUUAGGGAAUGGAUAUUGGGAAUCAAGUAUGGGAGGGGAUAUCAAAAAGUCUUUAGUAAAUAAGUAGAUGCCUACCCA